Colletotrichum lupini is the source of this 750-nucleotide messenger RNA. RefSeq names its product RHO protein GDP dissociation inhibitor. Gene Ontology annotation, biological process: Rho protein signal transduction. The transcript has 4 exons. The record is from RefSeq and is a predicted model, not a curated record. The coding region runs from base 1 to 750 and encodes 249 amino acids. Gene Ontology annotation, cellular component: cytoplasm; cytosol; membrane. Lineage: Eukaryota; Fungi; Ascomycota; Sordariomycetes; Glomerellales; Glomerellaceae. Gene Ontology annotation, molecular function: protein binding; Rho GDP-dissociation inhibitor activity.
AUGGCUUCCCACGAGCAAGAGGACACCAUGCCCGAGGAGACUCAGGGCUACAAGCUCUCCCAGCCCAAGCAGAGUCUGGCUGAGUACCAGAAGAUGGAAAACAUGCUCACCCAAGAUCUGAACCUGAUUCGGGACUUUUAUAUGUCUCCCCUUGUCGUUAGCGCAGCACAUGGUCUGGCUGUUCUUGAGCCCUUGGACCUGGAACAAUACGAGAUGAGAGACGACCGGCCGACUAACAGCACCACAGACGAGAACGAUGAGUCUCUCCAGCGCUACAAGGAGUCUCUCGGCCUUGGCGGCGGCAAGGACCUCUCUGACGCUUCCGACCCCCGUGUCUGCAUCAUCCUCUCCCUGACCAUGGAGUCUCCCGGUCGCGACCCCGUCACCAUUGACCUGGCUGCUCCUGGCUCUGAGGCGACCCUCAAGGACAAGCCCUUCAAGAUCAAGGAGGGCGCCAAGUUCACCAUGGUUGCCAAGUUCAAGGUCCAGCACGAGAUUCUCAGCGGUCUGCAGUACGUCCAGGUCGUCAAGCGCAAGGGAAUCAAGGUCAGCAAGGACUCUGAGAUGCUGGGCAGCUACGCUCCCAACACCGACAAGCAGACCACUUACACCAAGCGCUUCCAAGAGGAGGACGCUCCCUCCGGCAUGCUCGCCAGAGGUCACUACAACGCCAUCUCCAGCUUCGUCGAUGAUGACAAGAAGACUCACUUGACCUUUGAGUGGUCUUUCGACAUCGCCAAGGACUGGUAG